CUCGCGUUCUUCCAUUCCAUAUCACGCGGAGACGCCAUUACGCUAUCAAAGCGAACGGUUGACGCUUUCUUUCGCUUAGUUUCUCUUCGCAAUCUGUUCGUCGGACCCUGUUGUCGCAGACCGCCAGCGACAGGCAGCAAAGAAAUUUGGCUUCAGAGAGCGACUGGAUGGAUGAGCAUCAAGAAAGCGAAAACGUUCCGGGUCAAGCAUCAGAUCUUGUCGCGGACGAGAUGCAAGAUGGUGACGCGGGUUUCGAUCCGGUAGGAACCGAGGCCGAAAUUUUAGAUGCGGAGCCGUCAGCCGGUGAAGGUAAGGCUUCUGGAGAGGGUUCAGAGGGAGCGGAUGCAAACGUCAUAACGGAUAACGGUGCAGAUGCAGACGAGGAUGCUGCUGCUGGUGGAGCUGAUAACGAAGAUGCUAAUGAUGAUGUUGACGGUGCGGCUGGAGGCGACGAAGUUAAUGCUAGGGUAGCGGAAGACGAAAGCGGAGCAGCUAAUACUGAGAACGGUUCCUCUGAUAUCGAAGCGGAGAAGAGGAGUGAAGCAGGCGACGGUCAGGGGAACGGGAUUGUAGCAGAAGGGGAUGAGGAUCAAGCGAAGGCAGAGAGGGAGGAGACGGAGGCGGAUGCGGAGAAGAACACGGAUUAUGAAGCGACGGAAGCAGGUGAUGAAGCAACGGUCAACGGGGUCAAGGGGGUCAACGGCGUUAACGGCGUUAAUGGCGUCUCCAUGACGAAGAAAGAGAAGGAGUCGGAGAAGCGGAGGCGGCGGCGAAAGCAGAAGAAGAAAUCCAAGGUGGCGAGCAAGGGAAUGGCGAUGGAGGAGGAGAAAGAGAAAGAAGCCGAGGACGAGAAGACGGACGCGGCGCUGGCCGGAGUGGAGGUGGAGUAUGUUACAGAGACGCCCGAAAUCGAGGGAGAAGGAUUCGAAGAGUUUCUGAAGAUAUUUGAGAAGUUCGCCACAGUGGAAGAGCCCAAGGAGGAGGAGAAGGAGGACGAGGAGAAGGCAGAGAAGAAAAAGAAGGCUGAUUCGGAUGAUGAGGAUGAGGAUGAAGACGAGGAGGACAAGGAGAAGGGUAUAAGCAACAAGGAGAGGAAGAUGAAGCACCGCAUGAAGGUGGGCGAGUUGAAGCAGAUAUGUGCGCGCCCAGAAGUCGUGGAGGUGUGGGACCCCACAGCUACGGACCCCCGGCUUCUCGUGUUUCUCAAGGCGUACCGCAACACCGUGCCUGUGCCGCGCCACUGGUCGCAGAAGCGCAAAUACCUCCAGGGCAAGAGGGGUAUCGAGAAACCGGUGUGGCAACUGCCUGAUUUCAUCGCGGCAACAGGCAUUGAAAAGCUCAGACAGGCGUAUGCGGAGAAGGAGGACAGCAAGAAGAUGAAGCAGAAGCAGCGCGACCGCAUGCAGCCCAAGAUGGGCAAGAUGGACAUCGACUACCAGGUGCUACACGAUGCAUUCUUCAAGUACCAGACGAAACCCAAGCUGACCUACGUGGGCGACCUGUACUACGAGGGCAAGGAAUUCGAGAGCAAGACACGGGACUACAAGCCCGGGCACCUGUCAAGUGCUCUGAAGAACGCACUGGGGAUGACAGACACCAACACACCGCCCCCCUGGCUUAUCAACAUGCAGCGCUAUGGUCCGCCCCCAUCCUAUCCGCACAUGAAGAUUCCAGGGCUCAACGCCCCCAUCCCUGCGGGUGCCUCGUUCGGCUACCAGCCUGGAGGGUGGGGCAAGCCGCCUGUUGACGAGUAUGGGCGACCGCUGUAUGGCGACGUGUUUGGGGCGCAACCAGCACCAGAGGAAGACCAGUUUGAGGAGGAGCCCAUUGAUCGGUCUAAGCACUGGGGCGACUUGGAGGAGGAAGAGGAAGAGGAGGAAGAAGAGGAGGAGGAGGAGGAAGAGGAGGAGGAGGGAGAGGAGAAGGAAGUGGGAGAGGAGGAUUUGCAGGCUGGCAUCACAUCAAUCGAUUCUCUCUCCACCACGCCAGCAGGAGUGGAGACCCCUGAUGUUAUUGACCUGCGUAAGGCCCAGCGCAAGGAUACUGCUGAGAAGCCCCUCUACACGGUGUUGGAGGAGAAGGAGGAGCGAGUAGCACCGACCUCCCUCAUGGGCACAACACACACCUACGUGGUGCCUCCUGCCGAUAAGGCAGCCGCCCCGAAGAAGGAUGUGAAGAAGGGGGACAGAGUGGAGGUGACGCUUCAGCCAGAGGAGCUUGAGGAGCUUGACGACGCUGCCCUCGCUGCCAAGUUUAAGGAGGCAAAGGAUGCGGAGAAGCGGCCAGAGGAGAGGGAAGACUUCAGCGAUAUGGUGGCAGAGAUGGAGAAGAAGAGGAAGCGCAAGGCGCAGGAUAAGGAUAAGGCAGUGAAGAAACAGAAGGACUUCAAGUUCUGAAAGAGUGGCAGAAUGGGACUCGUGGCCUUCACCUGUCUCCGCCCUUCUCCACCCAUCUCCACCCAUCUGCAUUCAUCUCCGCCCAUCUGCGCCCAUCGGCACUCUGUUUCGUCCACCCUCAUCCAGCUUUCCCCACCUUCACCCAUCGUUGGCACCUUCCAUGCACUUCAUCUCGGGGAGCCGCUCCUUUGGCUGCAUCAAGGCCAAAUGCCCACUCUGCAUGCAUGUGCUCAUGCCUAGUACAGUACUGGUAUUUCUACAGAAGACAAAUUUGCACUGACCUGGUGUAUGCUGUGCCUUGCUCCUGCGUCUUACUACAAUGUUUGCCAGCCUUCUCACAUACCACAUCAGCCGAAUUGAUCCGAAUGCUCCAAAUACGUUAUGUGACUCAGGCAGAGACGGCUACUGUGAUGAAGUUUCCUGUUACAAUCAAUAGAGCCCACUAUCAGGU
Closterium sp. NIES-67 is the source of this 2847-nucleotide messenger RNA. The record is from the annotation of a GenBank genome assembly. Lineage: Eukaryota; Viridiplantae; Streptophyta; Zygnematophyceae; Desmidiales; Closteriaceae.